Tribolium madens (black flour beetle) is the source of this 2918-nucleotide messenger RNA. It is a transcript of the gene Ctl2, whose product is annotated as choline transporter-like 2. Gene Ontology annotation, cellular component: membrane. Gene Ontology annotation, biological process: transmembrane transport. Lineage: Eukaryota; Metazoa; Arthropoda; Insecta; Coleoptera; Tenebrionidae. Gene Ontology annotation, molecular function: transmembrane transporter activity. The record is from RefSeq and is a predicted model, not a curated record. The transcript has 13 exons. The coding region runs from base 647 to 2746 and encodes 699 amino acids.
UUGAUUCAAGCGAACAUGGUUGCUAAAGGAAUAAGUAAUAAAAGUUGUGAUCGAAUUGAAAAAUUUCAAAAUAAGUAAAUAUUUAUUUAGUGAUUUAUGAUGGAAACUAAUAAAACAUCUCCAGAGUCCAGUUGUAUAUACUUACAAAAUUGGCUUGUGUUAACAACAUUUUGUGAAAUUGUGUCAGUCUUAAUAUAUGUAUGUAAACUAAACUCUAUUGACCACUUUGAUGUAGAAAAAAUGUUUGAAAAGUGACAUAUUUUUAAAACAAAGGCAAAAGUCUCAUGAAAAACAAGAAAAAUAAGUAAAACUGCAACAUUAUCUGUACACUUCCUUAUUUUGUUUUCUUUAACCUUGCAAAUCAUUAUUUCAAAAUAAUGAAGAUCUGUCCAUUUUAAUAACACUCUUACGUAAACAAGAUCUGUCCCUGCUAUUAGCUUUUUUGUACUCUGAAAACUUUUCGCAGAUAUUUUUGCAAAAUUUUUGAUAAAGACCUGUUCAAACAAAGAUUGGGAAACCUCUUUUUCGUGUCAAGAUAAAAGAGAGAUAAUUGCUACUGUCAACAGCAAUUACUCGUGUUUAACCUUGUAGUUACAUUUUUGUGUUAGUUUUAUGUUUAUUCCUUUAGUAGUUGUGUGCAUUUGACAUGUCUCGAGACAGAUACAACUCUUGGGAACCAAUUCCAUACGAUCCCGAUUUCAACGGUCCUUUACGUCGCCGCUCUUGCACCGAUAUCAUUUGCCUUUUAAUUUUUUUCGUAUUUAUUGGAUGUUGGGCGGGAGUUGCAAUUUAUGCUUUUAGUAGUGGAGAUCCUAAUACUUUAUUGGUGCCUAAAGAUUCAUACGGUAGUCGAUGUGGGUUGGACGAACAUGUCAAAAACCGGCCCUAUCUAUUUUUCUUCGAUUUAAGUAAAUGUUUUUCACCUUCAGUACCUUUCACGGGAUGUCAAACGAGACAAGUUUGUGUGGAAAAAUGUCCCGAUUAUUAUUACUCUUUUGAUCAAGAGCCGACUAACUAUAAGAAUAAAUUGAUAUGUGACUAUGAUGUUGACCUCAAUAAUGGGGAUCCAAAAGCAUUGGUCGAGAAUGGAAAAUGUGCGAAAUAUUAUUUCAAGAGUUCCUCAUUCUUAAACAGAUGUUUGUACAAUACUGCUGAUCGUAACAAGCCUAGCAAGGAUACAAACAUAGAAAAAGAAAUUUCUGAAUUAAAAAAACAUUUGAAUAAAAUUGCAAUGUGGAUGUCCCUAUUUGUUCAAAAUACGAUUGGUUAUUUCACAGAAAAUCAAAACUAUCAACAGGUGGGCCAGAAUAUCGUCGAUGAUCUUGUAGAAUCCUGGUGGAAAAUACUUGCAGGUGUUGGGAUUGCAGUUGUCGUAUCUGUAAUUUAUAUUAUGAUGUUGAGAUGGUUGGCUGCUCCUUUGGUGUGGCUUAGUUUGAUUGGAGUUUUAGCAUUGUUGAUUGCAGGAGUUUAUUUCACAACAGUGAAAUACAUAGAAUUGAAAGAUAAAACGGAUGAAGACGUUGAAACUAACAACAUUAUCGAAUCGUACGCUACGAAAAAAGACACGUGGCUGGUUUUGCUUAUAAUUUGUUCGAUUGUCCUUGCAAUUGUUCUCCUUAUGAUGAUUUUCUUGAGGAAAAGAAUCAUUCUGGCUAUCGCAUUGGUAAAAGAAGGCAGCAAAGCCGUAAGUUCGGUCACUUCGGUACUCUUUUUCCCCAUUUUCCCUUGGAUUCUUCAAAUUGGAGUUAUAGCGUUUGCGAUUUGUGUCGCCCUGUAUCUUGCAACUACAGGUGAUCCUGAGUAUAAAGUUCGAGGAAUGACUAGUGACUGUCCAUGUUUCAAUAUUUCAACUAUACACAAUGGUACAAAAUGUGAUCCAGCACAAUUCAAAAAUUUCACAUGUUUAGCCUCCACACUUUGUUCGGGUGUCACUUGUAAAUUCACAACCAUGAACAACCCCAAAUGGUACCCAUAUUUGCAAGCAUUCAACGUGUUUGGCUUUUUCUGGGGCACUUUUUUCGUCUCGGCCCUUGGCCAAAUGAUCCUAGCUUCAGUUUUUGCCACGUGGUACUGGACUUUCAAUAAAUCAAAUUUGCCAUUUUUUGCGGUACUAGAAGCGACUGGACGAACCCUUAGGUACCACAUUGGUACUCUCGCCUUUGGUUCCCUGAUUAUCGCCAUAUGUAGGAUGAUUCGAGUCGCAUUGGAAUACAUCGACCACAAACUUAAAAAGUACGACAAUGGAAUAACUAAAGCGAUUUUGUGUUGUUGCAAAUGUUUCUUCUGGUGUUUGGAAAAAUUCUUGAAGUUUAUAAACCGAAAUGCGUAUAUUAUGUGUGCAAUUCACGGCAAAAACUUUUGCAUGAGUGCCAAAGAUGCGUUCAUGCUUUUGAUGAGAAAUAUUUUGCGAGUGUUUGUUUUGGAUAAAGUAACCGAUUUUCUAUUCUUUAUGGGAAAACUUCUGAUUACGAUGGGAGUUGGAGCAAUUUCGUAUGUCCUGUUUGCCACUGAUUUAACAGGAAUUGAUAAUUCUGGAUUACACUAUGAGCUUGUUCCUGUUAUUGUUAUUAUGAUUAUCACAUACAUUGUUGCUACGGUCUUUUUCAACGUUUAUAGUAUGGCUGUGGACACUCUCUUCUUGUGUUUCCUUGAAGAUUGUGAACGGAAUGAUGGAAGCAGUGAAAAGCCCUAUUACAUGUCUAGGAAUUUGAUGAAAAUUUUGGGUAAAAAAAAUAAAAAGGAUUGAAAUUUUAAGUCACUAGGUAUGUAAGUAGACGCACUGUAUUGAUGCAUUCUGUGAUAUUACAUAAAGUAUGUCUAAAUAAUUAAGUUUUUGUAAUUAUAUAAUUAUUUUACUGGGUUAUGUUAAUUACUUGUAAGUGCCAUUGAAAAUAAAGUCUGAUCUUGCAAAAAACGUA